Messenger RNA from Lineus longissimus, 3590 nucleotides. RefSeq names its product sodium- and chloride-dependent creatine transporter 1-like. The transcript is spliced from 13 exons. Lineage: Eukaryota; Metazoa; Nemertea; Pilidiophora; Heteronemertea; Lineidae. Gene Ontology annotation, biological process: sodium ion transmembrane transport. Bases 240 to 2078 code for a protein of 612 amino acids. The record is from RefSeq and is a predicted model, not a curated record. Gene Ontology annotation, cellular component: plasma membrane.
CUCGAACUAAUACUGGAUGCACUAUCUCCUGAUACCCAGGAAACUCUGCACCUGACUGUUGAGUUCAGGAGAUCUCACGUAAAAUUGCAGCACCAAUGAGCAAUUGUGCUAUUUAUAGCAGCUAUUACUGUAAAACUAGUCCAAACAACCUUGUGCUAUAGAAGUGAGAAGUACACAGUCUGUUGUGCAUCCUUGUCCCGCUUGCUCCAGAGAAUUAGGUGUGUACGUAAAGCUGGAAAAUGGAGGUUCCUGCUGGAAACAGGGGUCACUGGUGGCCGCCUUGCGACUUCUUCUUCUCGUCUUUAAGCUUGACUUUGACCACCACGGAUAUUAUCAGGACGCCUUAUCUGAUGUUCAAAAAUGGAGGAGGAGUGGCGUAUAUGGUUAAUUACCUCAGUGCCCUUGUGACGGUGAUCUUCCCGCUGGUGUUCAUGGAGAUGAGUCUUGGCCAGUUCGCCUCGGGGGGCAUGCUCUCCAUAUGGAACUGCUGUCCACUUUUCAAAGGUGUUGGUUACGCAGCAAUGGUGACGGUGGCGUUAGUGUGCAUGUAUAACGCAGCGAUGAUCGGAUGGCCUCUUCACUAUCUUCUGGUCACCAUUGUAACCAAGGAUGCCUACCCAUGGUCGGCAUGUGACAACGCCUGGAAUACUGCCGGCUGCUACGACCCUACUGGAACCACCAUUGCUAUGGGUGGUAUCCUUGUCAAUACAACUAUGAUUGAAGGCUACGGUUACCGAUCGAAUCCAGCAGAGGAAUAUUUCACCAACCGAUUCCUGCAGGCGUCGCCCGAUGUUCUCGAGUUUGGUGCUGUGAACUGGGAGCUUCUGCUCGCCCUGAUCACUGUGUGGACCCUCAGCUUCCUCUCUCUCAUCUUCGGCCAUUACUCUUUAGGAAAGGUUGCGUUUUUCACGAGCGUUGGCCCAUUUGCUAUAGUUCUUGCCCUUACCGUUCGUGGCUGUACUCUGCCUGGCGCUACAGACGGCCUCAAGUAUAUGUUUUAUCCUGAAACGGGUACUGCGGCUCUUCGAAUGUUCAGGUACCAACGUGUUCAAACAACUUUUACAAGCACUUUCUACCAGUACUUGCCUCUAUUUGGUGCAUUUGCUAUGCUCGGCAGCUACAACAAGAAAACCUACAACUUUUACAGAGACUCGAUCCUGAUCGUGGUUAUCUCAGUGCUAUUUCCCAUCAUAUGUUCUGUGAUGAUCGGAAGUUUUGCCGGAUACCUAGCUUACCAUAAAAAUAUCUCGAUCGGCAAUGCGAUGUCAUCUGGUCCUGGGCUUGCUUACAUAAUGAUGCCUGAGAUCUUGAGCUCACUCCCUCAGUCGAAGAUAUGGCUCAGCUUAUUCUUUGUCAGUAUGUUCCUGCUUUCCUUUGGAACUCAGAUCGUGCUGCUGGAAAGCAUUGUUACAGGAAUCGCUGACGAAUUCUUCCCUGCUCACCUGGGCAAACGUUCGCGGAUGAUAUUCAGAACGAUCGGGGCAUUCAUCUUAUGUUUGGUGCUGUUUCUGCCUGGGAUAGGCUUCGUAACACAGGCUGGCAUUUACUGGUUCACCAUAUUCGAUUGGUAUGCAUCAUCUUGGACCAUACCUGUGCUGUGUAUCUUCGCGUGUAUAGCUUGCACUUGGAUUUAUGGUAUCAACAACUAUGCAUGUGACGUUGAGACGAUGUUGGGGUUCAAACCGAACUACUUGAUACUUGCUGGGUUGAUUGUCAUGGCACCAAUGGGAGGAGUAAGCCUUAUCUGUGCACAAGUUGUGAACUAUUGGCCAACUAUUCAGUAUGGUGAAUAUGUGUUCCCAUGGUGGAGUCUAGUUGUGGGUUGGGCGAUUGCUGGAGUUUCACUCAUCAUGAUCCCACUCCUGCUAAUCAUUCACUGCUCCAGGUCCUGCUGCUGUCCAAGGGCUGAGCAGAGAUCAAGCGGUAUUUGUCGGAGGUUUUUUGAACCCUCGCCACUUUGGAAGAAACUGAAGAUACAGACAACCUACCAACCGCUGGCACAGAUAACAGCAGAGCAGCUACAGAGUGGCAAGAAACCAGGGAUGUACCCGUCAGUCGAAGUAGAUACACGGCUUUGAGACACAUAGCAGUUUCACGGAUAGAACUCUGAUUAUCCAUUUGCUUGAACAAUCAGAUUGUAGAAGAACAAAGUGUUUGCCAGUCAAUUAGUUAGAACGUUUUAUAUAACACAAGUAGCAUGACUAUUCUCUGAUGUGAAAGAGAAAUGAUUUAUAAUUUCGAGCAACUGCCCUAUUCGUUCGGGACUUUUUGCCAAUGUGCCAAAUAUCUUACCACGUCAGAACAGAAAUGGUAUGGAUUGAGUUCACUGAAUACUCGAGCAUGCACUCAAACUCGCUUUGUUCAUGAAAAGUGUUUUUGCAUGUCUGCCUUUUUCGACAAUCUGAGAGAUGUUAUGUAUUGCUCCAAAAAGAUAGUUUUUCAUUUUACUUUGGAGAGAAAAAAAUGAUGAAACAAUUGUGUUUUCAAACGAUUUAUUUGUUUAGGAAAACUGGGUGUUUUCACUUAUUAGGCCGUGAUUGUAUAGAGUUCACGUUCUCACAUGUAACUUGUCACUGUUCACUGUUUACUUUUGAUAUUUGACAUCAAGAACGAACAAGUCAUUUCUAAAGAGCGGCCUACAAACGACUCGCGAUGUCCUUUUUACCCUCACGUUGUGUUUCAAGCCUAAGUCAGUUAACUCGUGACAAGUGACAACGUGAACCCGGAUACAUACGAUUCACGAUGUCACUUUUCACGCUCACGUCGUGUUUCAAGCCUAAGCCAGUUAACUCGUAACAAGUGACAACGUGAACCCGGAUACAUACGAUUCACGAUGUCACUUUUCACGCUCACGUCGUGUUUCCAAGCCUUAGCCAGUUAACUCGUGACAAGUGACAACGUGAAUCCUAUGUACUAAAAUAUUAACUCCGGCCUUGCUGGGCUUUCACAGUGACAGUACCAUGGGCCGGGUACUAGUUCAGUCGAUUUUGGGCUUACACUGGUCGAUAUUUUACUUCAUACUAGUCAAAACUCCUUGUUCUUCGACGAUGUUUUAUAUGUAUAAUGUAAAUAUCAGAAUCGUUUUCUGAAUAGCUUUCCGUUAUGUAAAUAAUUAAAGAUGUACUCUAACUGCGUAACAAACCGACAAGCAGUGUUGUAAGAGAGUGGUGGUGAUGGGGCCACAUCACAGGCCAAUAUUAUACCUCUAAAUGUUCAGAAUGCUUUCAAUCAGGCCAUGUGGCUGCGUUGCACUGAUACGUAUGCGAUGACAUAUGAAUAUAUCUAACGCAACCAAGCAGGUAUCAAAAAUGUUUUGCGUGAAAAUCUGCUGUAACGCAUGUAUUAAUAUUCUACGAUUCAUUUUGUCUUCUGCCCAUGUUUUUUAUAUUAUUUCCUGAAAGCAAUGGAGCUGUAAGGCAGCCGUAACAACAGAUUACCAGGAGAAAAAUUUAUACCGUGGAGUCCAUUUUUGCCAAUCCGAUAUUUUUGUGCUCAUGAAUCCUUUCAUGUAUUUUUACGUUGCAUUUUGUAUGUCAAGUCCUACCAUGGGUCGGUUACAGACAGAACAGCUGUGAAUAAACGAGAAACCG